CUGGUCCGUCAAACUCACUUUCCUCUUCUUCUCGUCCGUCCUGUCGGCCCUGGUCGUGUGGUCGCUGCUGCCACUUUCCGUGUAUCCCCAGGUGCGCUUAUUCCCCUUUCAGCAGCUCCCGUGGCCGAACCUUACCCGGGCACCCACCUACUGGUUCCUGUACGUCCACCAGUGUGUGGCCACCUUCUUUUUCUGCUCCAUCGACAUGAACACAGACUGCUUUUUCGCGACUAUUAUGGCACACAUCUCGAUGCAGUUUAGGGUCCUGGCUUCCAGAAUAGCGGGACUGCGCCUUCGGGAAAGAACACAGAAGAUAAAACUGUGCGCUGAACCAGAGGAUGUGUCCACACCUCACGGUGACAUGUAUAAUGAGCUGUGCUUAUGUGUCGAUACCCACAAAGAGCUCAUCAGAUUGGUUGGCCUGCUGGAGUCGCUGAUGAACCCGGUGGCUAUGUUGCAGUUCCUGGUGGGAGCCGUCUCCUCCUGCGUGGUGCUCUUCUCAGCCACCUACAGCCCAGACAGCAAUUCCGCGCUGAAGUGUUGGGGUUCGCUUCCCCUACUGCUGACGCAGCUGUUCCUGUAUUGCUCAGGAGCUCAGCACAUUCUGGACCAGAGUGAGGCGGUAGCGAUGGCGGCAUACGACUGUGCCUGGUGCGACAGCUGCAGCAAGCUGAAGCGCGCGCUGCAGCUGGUGAUCAGCCGCGCCCAGAAGCCUCUGGCGCUGACGGCUGGCAAGCUCUACGCCGUCAAGAGGGCCGCCUUUCUCUCGUUGAUUCAGGCGACGUACUCUUACUACACACUUCUUCAAAAUUUGGACAACUGAUGGGAAAGAAGGAAUACGGCGCUCCUGCACAGGACAGUGGAGAGCGUCUUAAAGGUUUUGGGAAGUACGACAAAGCCAGUUGGGGUCGUUACAUUAUUCGGCCGAGCUUAGAAAAGACUCGGGAACUCAUGCAUGGCUGCCAACACCUGCAAUCAUCACAACUGUGUCACAGCCUUAUACAAAAUCAUGAAACAUAUUUUUGUUUUGUCCUACCUUCACUUUUUAACGUACUUGUAACUAUUCGAGAUCCAUGCACCAAAGUGUCCUUUCACGCUGUAAACAACACUGUCGCAUAAAUCAACAUUGUAACAUCAGUUGUACUAUUCUAAAAAUCAAGUUUCCUUCGGGCUAGUGUUAAUUUGUUUAUGAGGCUUGUAAUGCAGUCGUGUUACGUACA
Messenger RNA from Schistocerca piceifrons (Central American locust), 1220 nucleotides. Its product is annotated as odorant receptor Or2-like. Gene Ontology annotation, biological process: detection of chemical stimulus involved in sensory perception of smell; sensory perception of smell. Gene Ontology annotation, cellular component: plasma membrane. Lineage: Eukaryota; Metazoa; Arthropoda; Insecta; Orthoptera; Acrididae. The record is from RefSeq and is a predicted model, not a curated record. Gene Ontology annotation, molecular function: odorant binding; olfactory receptor activity. Bases 206 to 823 code for a protein of 205 amino acids. The transcript has 5 exons.